AUGCGGCAGACUAAGUAUGACUUGCUGCUGACUGAGCUUGGCGAGGAGCGGAUGAAGAUGAUUGAGGACGAUAUGGGUGAGUUGGAGGGCAGAAUGCGGGAGUGGAGUGCGAAGAAAAUUGCAGAUGCAGGUGGAAUUGAGAAGUGGAAUGCAUUGCCCGCUGCUGAGCGUGCUGCUUGUGAUCUGGCCACGACGACAGCGAUGGUCCAAGGACUGGGGGUGGAGGAGCUAGCGUCAAUGGAUGAGGGCGAAAGGAACCUCUUGACAGUGUGGGUGUGGACGGGAUGCUGUAUGCAUAAGGAUCAGAAUUCCUUCAAGGGCGGAAACGCGGCAAUGACGGCACAUUGGAAAGCAAUAGGCGCCGUCGGGCCUAUCCCACUUGCGAACAAGGACAACGCCGCAGCUGUUCGCAAGGUCCUCCAGCCAGAAAAGGGUGACGCACCAGUGACAGACGACGAUAUCAAGAAACUCGAAGAUAUUGCAUUUGGCGGGGCAAAGUUAACGGCACCUCGCGGGGGUGAUGCUCACGAGCUAUUUCUGGAGUUUGCACUGAACGAGGAACGUCUCAGGCGCUUCCCGCAGACGAACAACACGCGAUUCAGGAGCCACGGAGAGGCAGCCGUCGAGCUGAUAACCCACCUUGAUGUAUAUCGACGCUUCAUGGAGGUUAUCCGCAUCCGAAAGGUCAACCAGACCUACACCAAUAUCGAGAAAAAUGUCAAUGCUGGCCUGCACGACAAGCCAACACUCACCGAGCCUCGCGGUUCUGGCGAUUUACCAUAUCUUGAUCACCACACCGUACAUGCGAUUCGUCCAUCAAGAUGGUGA
Molecule: messenger RNA, 828 nt
Organism: Mycena indigotica
Lineage: Eukaryota; Fungi; Basidiomycota; Agaricomycetes; Agaricales; Mycenaceae
Exons: 2
Coding region: 1-828 (275 amino acids)
Source: RefSeq, a predicted model, not a curated record